CUGGGGCCUUUGUCCCUGACACGCCGUCGGACCACCAUCUUGGGAUCUGGAGCCGGCCUCCCAGGUUCCGGGGACUCUGUCGGUACCGGCACGGUUCUGCGCCGCGCAGCGAGGACGCGGGGUGUCCGGACUCCGCCAUGAUGUAAACUUGAAUUCUGGGACAUCCCUGCGACACUAUUUCGAGAAGGCCCAAGACACUUUACUCCCUGUAGGCCGGAAACGGACACCGCAUGACCGGAGCAGAGUUCAUCUUUAAGUGGGCGCUGAGAUUCAGGCCAUGGACCGUAGCAGAAGGCUCAGUUCGAUGCCUCCCAGGCUCAUCUUGAUCAAGAGGCUCUAAUGCCACUUCUGUUUCUUGGUGACAUGCUGCUCCCUUGAGAACCACAGUGAGGACAAUGGAACUGGAAAUGAUGUUGGUAUCAUUUGAGGACGUAGCCGUGGACUUCACCCGGGAGGAGUGGCAGGACCUGGAUGCUGCCCAGAGGACCCUCUACAGGGACGUGAUGCUGGAGACCUACAGCAGCCUGGUGUCCUUGGGGCACUGCAUGACCAAACCUGAGUUGAUCUUGAACUUAGAGCAUGGACUUGGGCCAUGGAGCACGACAGAUGCCUCAGUCUGGAGCCUCUCAGGUGUCAACAAAAUGAGUAGCCUGGUCAAGACCAGCCAGAAAAAUGGAGACAGACAUUUCUGGCGAAUUGAAAUCGACAGAAAUGCUUCAAACGAAGAACUCAUUGAAGCAGAACUAAAGAUACACGAGGAAAUCCACCAAGGAUCAAAGCCCUAUGAAUGUGAAGUGUGUUUGGAAGCGUUGUACCUGAAGUCAGACUGUAGCAGAGAUCAGAGGUAUCACACGUGUGAGAAUCCGUACGAAUGUAAGGCGUGCAGACAAGCUUUCUAUCCUAAGUCUGCCUUCAGGCAGUGCCAGAGGCUCGGGAGGGGUGAGAAGCCCCAUGCAUGCAUGGAAUGUGGGAAAACAUUCUACUGCAAGUCCCACCUGACCGUCCACCAGAGGACGCACACGGGCGAGAAGCCCUAUGAAUGUAAAGACUGCAGUAAAGCUUUCUAUAGCAAGUCACAGCUCAACGUCCACCUGAGAAUUCACACAGGGGAGAAGCCCUACGAAUGUAAAGACUGUAGAAAAGCCUUCUACCGCAACUCCGACCUCACCGUCCACCAGAGGACACACACGGGCGAGAAGCCCUAUGCAUGCAAAGUCUGCAAUAAAGCCUUCUACUGCAAUUCCCAGCUCACUGUCCAUCACAGGACGCACACCGGUGAGAAGCCCUACGAAUGUCACGUAUGUACGAAAGCCUUCUACUGCAAGUCACAGCUCGCUGUCCAUCACAGGACGCACACUGGCGAGAAACCCUACGAAUGUAAAGAAUGCAGGAAGGCCUUCCAGUGCAGGUCGGACCUCACUCGACACUGGAGGACGCACACUGGCGAGAGGCCGUACGAGUGUAAUGAGUGUAGGAAAGCCUUCUAUCGCAAGUCCGACCUGACCGUCCAUCAGAGGACGCACACAGGCGAGAAGCCCUACGCAUGUAAAGAAUGCAGGAAAGCCUUCUACUGCAAUUCCCAGCUCACUGUCCAUCAGAGAUACCACACGGGUGAGAAGCCGUAUGAAUGUAAAGACUGUGGGAAAGCCUUCCAGUGCAAGUAUGAACUCACGCGACAUCAGAGAACACAUACAGGUGAGAAACCGUAUGUGUGUCUAGAGUGCAAGAAGGCUUUCUACACCAAGUCAGACCUCACUCGGCAUCUGAAAACGCAUGCAGAGGAGAAGCCCUACGAGUGUACAAAAUGUGGGAAGGCUUUCUCCCUCAAGACGUACCUCACUCAACAUCAGAAAAUCCACACAGGCAAGAAGCCUUAUGAGUGUGCAGAGUGCGGGAGAGCCUUCUACCGAUUAACACACCUCACGUUACAUCAGAGAACUCAUACGGGGGAGAAGCCCUAUGCUUGUACAAAAUGCCAGAAAGCUUUCUACUGCCAGUCCCAGCUUAAGCUACACCAGCGAACUCAUACGGGGGAGAGGCCUUUUAAGUGCAUGGAAUGUGGAAGACCUUUCUACUAUAAGUCACACCUAACUCGACAUCAGAGAAUUCACAGCAAUGAGAAGAAGCCCUUUGAAUGUGCAGAAUGUGAGAGAGCCUUCUACUGCAAGUCGGAUCUCACUGCACAUCAGAGGUCUCACACGGGUGAGAAGCCCUAUGCAUGUAUGGAGUGUAGGAAAUCAUUCCACCAGAAGUCCACACUCCUCCUACAUCAGAGGACUCACAUAGGCGAGAAGUCGUAUGCGUGCUCAGACUGUGGCAAAGUUUUCUACUGCAAGUCACAUCUCACUCUCCAUCAGACCAUACAUACAGAUACACGCCCCUAUGUGUGCACAGAGUGUGGCAAAUAUUUCUACUAUAAGUCACUACUCAUUGUACAUGGACGGAUUCACACAGGCGAUAAGCCCUAUAAAUGUGGAGAAUGUGGGAAAGCCUUCUCCCGCAAGCCACACCUCACUCGACAUCAAAGUACUCACACAGGUCAGAGUGAUCUGAAUGCAAAUCAGGUGGGACCGCUUUCUGCUGCUAGUCACACCAGGGAGCACACGCAUGUGGCAGGCGUUCUGAAGGAAAAGAAUGCAGGAUAGCUCUCAACUUCAUGUCACAAGUGACAGUGGGCGGCUCAGAUGAGGAGCCCCAA
Messenger RNA from Microtus oregoni (creeping vole), 2698 nucleotides. Its product is annotated as zinc finger protein 420-like. Gene Ontology annotation, biological process: regulation of DNA-templated transcription. The record is from RefSeq and is a predicted model, not a curated record. Gene Ontology annotation, molecular function: DNA-binding transcription factor activity, RNA polymerase II-specific; RNA polymerase II cis-regulatory region sequence-specific DNA binding. Bases 396 to 2645 code for a protein of 749 amino acids. The transcript has 9 exons. Lineage: Eukaryota; Metazoa; Chordata; Mammalia; Rodentia; Cricetidae.